Sporothrix brasiliensis 5110 is the source of this 2559-nucleotide messenger RNA. RefSeq lists its product as uncharacterized. The record is from RefSeq and is a predicted model, not a curated record. The coding region runs from base 1 to 2559 and encodes 852 amino acids. The transcript has 7 exons. Lineage: Eukaryota; Fungi; Ascomycota; Sordariomycetes; Ophiostomatales; Ophiostomataceae.
AUGGACACCGGCAAUCUCGUCGAAAUCUACCUCUCCAGCAUCUGGCAGUACCAUGCUGCCGGUGUUGAACGCGUGUUCGAAGCACUGCGCAAGAAGCAUCCCGGCGGCCAAUACACUUUCGACCCGGACUUGAGCUGGUUCAAGGUGUCUUGCCGGGCCACCGAUGUGCGUCAUGUACAGGCUAUCUUUCAAGAGGUUCAUGACGAGAUGGAGCACAGCCUAGGUGGUCAACGGGCUAAGGUCCCAACCAACAAUAUGUGGCUGAAGCUUCCGACUCCUGGUGACCUUCCGAAUGACCCAGUCGAAAAGGCAGUUGUCGACCAGCUGUGCCCAGUUACGUUCGACCGGUUCAAUUUCCGCAAGGUUUGGUCACGCGUUAAGAACGAAAUGCCCGACAGUAUCUCGGUGCACAAGGUCCUCGACGAAGAAGCUCGGCAGUCUAUCAUGGCCCUUUCGGGUGCCCAUGUUGCGAUUGAUACAACCACUGCUCGGCUGGUCUACAUCGGCGGAGCGAAGCGAGACGAAGUGGCUAAAGCCAACAAGUUGCUUGACAAUCUUUUCAACAAGUUUAUAUUCGUCAUGCCAUCCCCGAAGCAUUUGCUGUAUGCAGAGUCCGAAGGCCCGUAUCAUGUAGAUGCUCGCUUCAUGGCCCACGUCAACGACAACAUGCUCACUUCAACCAUCUUCGAUCCCAGCCAGUUCCCUGAAGCGAUGCUCGACCGCAUGUUCAAGACCGUGUUUGCAAAAGGAGUCUGUCUUCGCAUCUGUACCUUUGACCAUGCUAAACGGACGGAAGUCUCCCUCUUUGGCCCCAGGUCACCUCAGAUCUUCACCGACCAAGCACGGAAAUGGCCCUUGUGGUUCAAGAAGGCGGAGUAUAGGCCGAAGAUUCUGGGCGUGACAGCACCCAAGAAGGGCCUAGUAGAGAAGCCAGUGCAGAAGCCGCCGACUGUCCUGCCAUCGGGAGAGACUGUGUCCUACAGGAAGGAACCUACUCUCUUUGGAAACGACAAAGCAAACGAACACCUCAAGGAAAAUGAGGCCAAUAAAGUGCCAGCACCGUCAGAGCAAUUCGAUCUCCUCGGGCUGGAUAUUCCAGAUCCGAAAGCAAUGAAACUUCUUUGGGACUUUAUGAACAGCUCCAAAAACGGCUAUGAUGGUCCGGUCGAGGAGGAGCCACUUAUUGAUUUCGUGGACAAAACAAAAUCACCAUCGUCACCGUCAGCGGCAGAUCUUGUCACUCCCACCCCAGGGCAAACCGAUUUGUUGAUCCAACUCGAUCCCUCGGCUCCUCGAGACACUUCUUCCUCUGCAUCUCUGCAAAAGCAGCUCGUACCCUUCGGACAAGCGGGACUCUGCACCAGUAUUGGCCGCCUCAUGGCAGAUCUGCCGUACGCCAAAGGCCGGAUCCGGCUGCAGGUCGAGCUGGGCCGUGUGUACAUCAUGGAUGCCAGUCCAGAAGGUCUUGCCUUCAAUUUGCCUGGCGAGGCCGCGUCGGGCUGGCCGCACACUGAAAUUGUCACGCGACUGGACACAAUCUGCGUCUCGCCUGAGAGCAUUGUGUUUACCAAGGCGCUGACUCUGUUCGGCAACGACAUGGAAAGCAUUAUCGGUGUCAAUCAGAACACCGUCUUUGGCGACCAGUCCGCCGACGAUACCAGCCAUCUGCCCCAGAUCGAACCGGAAAACAAAAACGAAACCAAUGACUGGUCAGCUCCGAUGAAACUGGACUGGAACUUCCACGAGAAACGGAUCGUUUACGAGUUUAAGUGCCAACGUGUCUACAUGAAUAGCAACAAUGUCAUUAAGGCACUGAGUCCCUUUGUCAUCGAAAUUGACGGGACAGAGCCUGGACUGUUCACUUACGCCAUUCGCAGUGUCGAAGACACUCGACCACCUAUAUGGAUCCACUGCAUUCGGCGACAUUGGGACGCCCGUGUUUCGGUAUCGUACAGCAAGACCGACAAGCUGGAGGAAGAGUACGGCGAUUUCGCGCGUGCCCUUUUGCACACCUUGGUCGUUCCCCCCAGUCCAAUCACGAGCCCCAAGUUCCAAUUUGCCUACGACCUUCGCGAGGUCAAGACCGACAGCCAAUCGUAUUCAACUGCAGUCCUCUCAGCGCGCGUCCGCAACGUGGGUCGCUUCCAGAGCGCAGACUUGCAGACUUUCCUAGAUAUCUCGUGGAACUGGCUCAUGGCAUUGACCAAGCGACCUGGUAAUGAAGGAUCUUCCGUGGGUACCGCGUAUGCGACGCCGGCUGUGGACGACCCCCGACGGGGUGUGUUCACAACGUGGUACGAGGCCAGCGUGGUGUCGGCUGCGGCCGAAGCGGCUUUCCAGGAGAACGAGAAGCUUCCUCUCGGAUGCGUGGCGGCUUGGGGUAGCGGAGGAAGUAACGCGCGGGAGGAAAUGUACGAAGCGGCGUUUGGCCCUGCCCUUAAGCUCGUUCAGAAGAUGGAUGGUGUCGGAGUUCUUAUUGACAACGGUCAGGGUGACAAACAGUGGGCACCGCCGGUCAAGGCGAGUCAAGUGGCUCUAGCUGUGCAAAAGUUUUGGUAG